AUGUCUGUUGAAGUUUCGAUCCAGCCACCCUACCCCAUCCACGAGUCCGUUAAGGAUAAAUUGAGCCCCGAAUAUGUGGCUUUCUACAACCAAUACAUCAUAAAUAACCAGCAAGUCCACUACCAGCCUGUGGAAGCUUCACGAACAAGUGGAACGCUGAUCCCGGGAGGCGGCCCACUGCUCACUGUUGGCAAAACCGAGGACAUCCCUAUUCCAAGACGGACAAGUUAUGGGGAAGACGUCCAGAUUCGCUGCUUUACCCCAGCUGGAGGAAAACCGCACGACGGUUGGCCGGUUCUGUUGUAUUUCCACGGAGGUGGAUGGGUUCUCGGGACAGUUGAUACCGAAAACACCGUCUGUACAAAUAUUUGUGUGCGCGCAAACUGCGUCGUCAUUACUGUUGAUUAUCGUCUCGCACCAGAGCAUCCCUGGCCAGCCGCAGUCCACGAUAGCUGGGAGGCAUUUCAAUGGCUCGUUUCCGAUGGAAUUUCCAGGCUCGGCAUCAACACAUCCAAGAUGGCUAUAGGCGGGUCGUCGGCCGGUGGUAAUCUCGCAGCUGUCGUGUCUCAGAAAGCCCUCGCCUUAUCGCCACCCGUUCAUUUCAUGUCCCAAGUGCUCUCGGUUCCUGUGACCGACAACACAGCCCUGGUCACCAACAACAAAUCCUACGCUCUGUACGAACAGACGGCCGCGCUUCCGGCAGAAAAGAUGCUCUGGUAUCGAAAACACUACCUUCCGGAUGAAUCGAACUGGGCGCAUCCGGAGGCGAGCCCUCUGUUCUACCAAGGUGACUGGUCGCAACUCCCGGCAGCGUUGAUUCUAGUCGCGGAGUUGGAUGUUCUUCGUGCGGAGGGGGAAGAGUAUGGGGACAAGUUACGCGCUGCUGGUGUGCCGGUGAAUCUACAUGUUAUGGCGGGAAUGCCUCAUCCUUUCCUCGCAAUGGAUGGCGUUCUGGGGGAGGGCAAGAGGGCUAUUAGUUUGAUGUGUGACACACUGCGUGAAGUAUUUUGGAAAGAUUCAUCUGGAACCAAGGGCUUUGUGUAUUAG
Penicillium manginii is the source of this 1047-nucleotide messenger RNA. RefSeq names its product alpha/beta hydrolase. The record is from RefSeq and is a predicted model, not a curated record. Gene Ontology annotation, molecular function: hydrolase activity. The coding region runs from base 1 to 1047 and encodes 348 amino acids. Lineage: Eukaryota; Fungi; Ascomycota; Eurotiomycetes; Eurotiales; Aspergillaceae. The transcript has 2 exons.